Molecule: messenger RNA, 357 nt
Organism: Ramularia collo-cygni
Lineage: Eukaryota; Fungi; Ascomycota; Dothideomycetes; Mycosphaerellales; Mycosphaerellaceae
Product: probable 37S ribosomal protein Mrp17
Exons: 3
Coding region: 1-357 (118 amino acids)
Biological process (GO): translation
Cellular component (GO): ribosome; mitochondrial small ribosomal subunit
Molecular function (GO): structural constituent of ribosome; small ribosomal subunit rRNA binding
Source: RefSeq, a predicted model, not a curated record
AUGUUGUACGAACUCAUAGGCGUGGUCCGCCCAGGCCGCAGCGUCAACGAAAUCRAAGAAAUCACCAAGACCACCGGCAACAUCGUUCUGUCCGCAGGAGGAGUGGUGCGCGGCAUCACCAAUUGGGGAACAUUCAUGCUUCCCAAGCCAGCGCGAAAGCAGGGAGCCACAUAUCGCGAAGGUCACUACUUCAUCCUCCGAUUCGACUCGAGCGCAAAGACCCAGCACACUGUGAGAAGAACACUGGGCUUGGAUCCCAGAAUGAUCCGGUACAGCGUGGUCCAGAUGGGGAGCAAGCUCCAGGAUAUCAAGGAUGUUGGAGGCAAGGCAGACUGGCCCGGCGUUCCCAGCACCUGA